Messenger RNA from Talpa occidentalis (Iberian mole), 1775 nucleotides. It is a transcript of the gene YTHDF1, whose product is annotated as YTH N6-methyladenosine RNA binding protein F1. The record is from RefSeq and is a predicted model, not a curated record. Gene Ontology annotation, molecular function: N6-methyladenosine-containing RNA reader activity; mRNA binding. The transcript has 5 exons. The coding region runs from base 44 to 1723 and encodes 559 amino acids. Gene Ontology annotation, biological process: mRNA destabilization. Gene Ontology annotation, cellular component: cytoplasm. NCBI's taxonomy places the organism in Eukaryota, Metazoa, Chordata, Mammalia, Eulipotyphla, Talpidae.
CCGAGCCGGCGGCGCCCGGCCCCGCGCCCGCCGUUCAUGAAGCAUGUCGGCCGCCAGCGUGGACCCCCAGAGAGCCAAAGGACAGGAGAGUAAAGUACAAAAUGGCUCUUUGCAUCAGAAGGACGCAGCCCACGACAGUGACUUUGAGCCCUACCUUUCCGGACAGUCGAAUCAGAGCAACAGCUACCCCUCCAUGGCCGACCCCUACCUGUCGAGCUACUACCCGCCGUCCAUCGGCUUUCCCUACUCCCUCAGCGAGGCGCCAUGGUCCACCGGCGGGGACCCCCCGAUCCCGUACCUCACCACCUACGGGCAGCUCAGCAACGGAGACCACCACUUCAUGCCCGACGCGGUCUUCGGGCAGCCCGGGGGCCUGGGCAGCAGCGUGUACCAGCACAGGUUCAGCUUCUUCCCUGAGAACCCCGCCUUCUCGGCCUGGGGCCCGGGCGGCUCUCAGGGGCAGCAGGCCCAGGGGUCUGCCUAUGGGAGCAGCUACACCUACCCCCCCAGCUCCCUGGGCGGCACCAUUGUUGACGGGCAGACAGGCUUUCCCAGCGACACCCUCAGCAAGGCCCCUGGCGUGAACAGCCUGGAGCAGGGCAUGGUCGGCCUGAAACUCGGGGAUGUCACCGCUGCCGCCGUGAAGGCGGCGGGCUCAGGCAUCGGCAGCGCGGCCAUGGCGGGCGUCCUCGCAGGCGGCGGGGGGGCGGGCAGCGGCAUGCCGGUCUCCAAGCCCACCUCGUGGGCCGCCAUCGCCAGCAAGCCUGCGAAGCCGCAGCCGAAAACGAAGGCCAAGGGCGGGCCCGGGGCCGGGGGCGCGUUGCCCCCUCCGCCCAUAAAGCAUAAUAUGGACAUCGGCACCUGGGACAACAAGGGGCCUGUGCCCAAGGUCCCAGCGCCCCAGCCCGCGCCGUCCCCCCAGGCCGCCCCCCAGCCCCUGCCGGCCGUCCAGCCUCUUCUGGCCCCGCCUCCCCCCUCGGCCCAGCCGCAGUAUCCCAGCCCUCAGCCGCCGCCCCAAGCCCGCUGGGCGGCCCCUCGCAGCAGAAAUGUGGCGUUUGGGCCAAGCGGAGGGAGCGGUGGCGACAGGGACUCCCCUGCAGGCAGCCAGCCGGCUUCGGCCCCAGGCGGCGAGCCCCACCCCGUCCUGGAGCAGCUGAAAGCCGCCCACAGCUACAACCCCCGGGGCUUCGACUGGCGGCUCCGGAGCGGGCGCGUGUUCAUCAUCAAGAGCUACUCGGAGGACGACGUGCACCGCUCCAUCAAGUACUCCAUCUGGUGCAGCACCGAGCACGGCAACCGGCGGCUGGACAGCGCCUUCCGCGCCUCGGGCAGCAAGGGGCCCGUCUACCUGCUCUUCAGCGUCAACGGCAGCGGCCACUUCUGCGGGGUGGCCGAGAUGAAGUCGCCCGUGGACUACGGCGCCAGCGCGGGCGUCUGGUCCCAGGACAAGUGGAAGGGCAAGUUCGACGUCAAGUGGAUUUUCGUCAAGGACGUGCCCAACGCCCAGCUGCGGCACAUCCGGCUGGAGAACAACGACAACAAGCCGGUGACCAACUCCCGGGACACGCAGGAGGUGCCGCUGGAGAAGGCCCGGCAGGUGCUGAGGGUCAUCGCCUCCUACCGGCACACCACCUCCAUCUUCGACGACUUCUCCCACUACGAGAGGCGGCAGGAGGAGGAGGAGGCGGUGCGCAAGGAGCGGCAGAGCCGAAGCAAGCCGUGAGGACGGCCCCGCCUGCGCACGCCGGCCGAGGACGGCAGGAGGACGCGUCGGC